AUGCCUUCCAGAAGAGCAUCAAGACCGUAUGAUGAAUCCCAGAACUACAGCCCAACCCAGAGGAGAAACGGGACAAUGCAUCAGAGUGGCUAUCCAGACCAGCCGCAGACCCAAGAUGAUUAUGAUACACCAGUAAACUCUCGAGGCCAACCUUCCCAAUCUAUGUCAUUUGCACACCGAGCCAAAGAGCGUGGGCAAGAUGAAUUACCGUACGAGUCAGUCUCGCCCAACGGAGCACAGAGCCCCCUUAUGAACACACCUAUGAGCCCUAUUAGCACAUACCAGAAAGCAAACUCGCAAUCACCGUCGAUACAACAAAAUCCGGCAUCACCAGAUAUAAACUCACCGCCACAUUCACAAGCCAGUGUCGAAGCCUCACCUGUGAUACGCCAAAACUCGCAGAUGGCCCCGAGACAGAAGAAGACAGCAAAGGAAUGGGCACCAGCACGCUCGCCGUUGAAAAAACUUGAGCUCACGCUAAAUGAUAUAAGCAAGGAAGAAAAGCGCGCAAGAGUCGAGGAGGCUGAGAUGCUACUGAGAGAAGCUCGGGCAGGUCUCCAAGGCAAGACCAUCAGCCGUGAUGCAGGCGGUAAACCCCAUCUUGCUCCAGAGAGUGCUAGGAAUAAGGAGAAUGCGUUCAAACCUUCAAAUAUUGAGGAAGCUGGCUUACUGAGGAGUCUAAGCACCAAGCAAAAGGACAAGAUCCGUGAAAGCGCCCAGAUGGAACUGAAAAAGCCAGACCCAGACCAGGUCUCCGAUGCUCAAGCGGGUGGAUUCGAGUAUGAGAGAACUCAUCCUCCGCCGGGUUAUGAUUCACCCACUUCUUUGAAUCAGCCCGCAAAAAUCCCGGAUAAUCAUCAUGGCCAGCUUCCAGGAGCUCCACUGCCGAAGGACAACCAAAUACAGCAAACACGAGAACUGUUUGAACCGCCCGCUGGAGAAACUUGCUCAGGAGCAAUCGAUUCAGAAGCUUCUCAGGCUGAAGAUACGAAGAAUGGCCCGAGCAAGCAGAAGCACGCUUCUGUUUCCUUUGCGGUUCCUCCGCCGACACCCCCGCCAGUAUCUGAAUGGAUGCAUGCAGUAGUUGGACGGUUAUGUUUGACCGAUUUUGACCUCCGGGUACCGGAUAUGGACAGGGAUUGGAGAGGACGGGGGACCAGGGGAACUAGAAAUGCCCACAGAGGAGUCGAGAGCGGUUUACCUAGAGUCACACUCAAGAGCACAACCAAGGAAUUAGUAGAUCUGCCAAAUGGCCCCUGUGAGCGAGAGAUUUGGCGAGGAUCUAUCAUGAUCGUUACCCAGGACUCUGCAUCAUUCUAUGACACCCCGCCGACAUUGAGGAUAUUCUCUCAACCGAAGGAGCUGAUACCACCACCCCCGUCCAGUGAUCCAAGCGACCACGAUUCACCUCUAGCACCAGAAUAUGUUGACCCCAUAGCCGGCCUAGGAAAAAUAGGUAGAAACGGUAACUUGCUUUAUGUCAAGCCUGUGGAUCAUAUAGAAGAAGGCCUGGAUCUUUGCUAUGACGAAACCGAGGAAGGCCUAUUUGAACGGUCUCCUAGCCAAAUUGACUAUGCCGCUAGUCGUCGUGUAUCAAUCCCACCUGAUACCAGGAUCCAAGGGAUUGACGGAGAAAUGGUUGGGAAAUACAAGGUGGUCAAGGCUAGCCGGGUAUACAUAGACCCUGGUAGGGAUACCACGUUCUGGCGAUUCAACCUAGAAAUCGAACUUGGAGACAAGGAGGAACAUGUUGCAUACCGUAUCAAUAAUGGCUCCGUGGUAGGUUUCUGGGUGCCUGCCAGAGGCCAGGCAAUGAACAUUUUAUACCACACCGGAAAUGGAUUUGGUAUGUCCGUUGAUACCGACAAGUACAGUGGCCCCGACCCUAUGUGGCGGGAUGCUCUGAACGCACACCAGUCGCGUCCAUUCCACGUCAUGAUUGGCGGAGGAUCACAAAUCAACAAUAACGCCAUUACUGUGGAAGCUGACCAUUUCCGAAAAUGGAUCGAAAUAAAAGGGAAGAACGAAAAGCAUGAAUAUCCCCUGAACCUGGACAUUAAGGGAGAACUGGAAGAAUUCUACCUUGAGAAUUAUGCAGCUUGGUUUUCGCAGGGCCUGUUUGGCAUGGCAUGCUCUCAAAUUCCAAUGGUUAAUAUGUGGGAUGAUAACGACAUUAUUAGCGGCUACGGCUCGUUUACGGAUGAAUUGAUGAAAUCCCCUGUUUUCUCGGGGCUAGGAAAUGUUGCAUUCAAGUAUUACUUGCUCUUCCAGCAUCAGACUGCAAUUGAGGAGACGGAGGAGCACGAACCAAGCUGGCUUCUUGGAUCGGCCGAAGGACCAUAUAUCCGGCAAAAGAGCAGAAAUCUGCUCAUGAACUUGGGUGAAAGAAUAGGUCUUUUGGCAAUUGAUUGCCGCACUGAACGAUCGAAAAUGGAUAUUAUGAUUGAUGAGAGUUAUGACCUUAUCUGGGAUCGAUGUCACCAACAGAUUGUGAAGGGAGAAAUGAAACAUUUACUGGUACUGGUUGGAGUUCCGGUUGCUUUCCCGAGACUUUCGUUGAUUGAGGGAGUUCUCAAAGGCCCUGCAAAGGCUCUUGGGAGGAACGGUGUCUUCCGCAACGCAAGCACUAAGAUUGAAAACACUUCAGAGAAGAUGGACGAUCAGUGGACUUCAAAACAACACAAACUUGAACGGAAAUGGUUGAUAGAAGAUUUGCAAGAACUUGCGGCUGAGAAAUCGAUGAGAGUGAUAAUAUUAGGGGGCGGAGCCAACCUUGCGGCUGUUGGACAGUUCUACUCAGACCCCAGCCUACAGAUACCCAAGGACAAGGACUACAGAUACAUGCCAAAUGUAAUAUCUUCCCCAAUAGUGGACGCUCCCCUCUCAGAAAUCAUGACCGAUACCCUCAACAAGCGCAACAAGGUACAUACCUUGGACCUCAAAACAGUUGAGGAUAUGCGAGCAAUGUUUUGGCAUGAUGUUGAAGGACGGCCGCGAAAUAACAAACGACUGCUACCCCGAAGAAACUGGUGCUCUAUCAGAGAAUACACUCCAGGGAGAACACUUUCUAUGUCUCGCGGUGACAGACCUGCUAAUGGCCUUAUGCGGCGGCUGUCCCUUAAAGCUCAGCGUCCGCAGAUAAGUCAUCCCAUCCCGAAGGAUCAGUUUACCCAGCGUAUGAGCUAUGAUGAGCCACGAUUGCGAAGGGACAGUGUAAACCAGUUACCAGAGCAGACAUACAGUGACGCCCAGUUACCACAAAACCCGAGCUACGCCGACGCAGACGGCGACAGUUCUUCAUUACCAAACAAAUUUGUGCGACGCCGCACUGAUCUCAGUAUUCGAGAGAUCAAACAGGCAGCCAAGGGCGGUCCAGACCAGCACCACUUUAUUAAUAUUGAAGGCGGGUUACAUAUCACGUUCAACUGCGAGGUCAAGCCCCAAGAUCCGGCCGGGAUUACAACGCCUUACCAUGUUCUUAUCCCGGCGUUAUCGUUUGAUGGGGAGUUUGAACCCAGCGUUGAAGUUGAGAAAAAGCAAUGGUGGAAACUGGGGCACCGCAAAAAUAACAGCAGUGUUGCACAAAUCGACGGUGCUGAGCCAGUAGCAGGAGCAGCAAAGGCGGCGAAUGACGAGCAGCAGCAGCAGCAGCAGCAGCAACAGCCUCAGCACCUGCAGCAGGUCGAGAACGAUGCAUACCACAACUACGGCCGUCCCAUUACUCGGGAAUCUAGGCAAGGAUACUAUGAGGACGAAUAUGAUGACGAUAUCAAUGUCCGGGGCUCUCCACGCCACGCGCAAUAUGCGGUCCAAGGUCGGCCGGGCGAGCUAUCGUCCCCCAGAAUGCUUCCCCAGCCGCCGCCACAGCAGACUCAGGGCAAACAACAUCAUUAUUUCAAUGCUGCUGCCAUGAACCCGGCUAAUGGCGGUGAGCAUGGAUACGAGGGGAUAGAAGCAUACCGUCCAAGGAAGAAAAAAUGGCUGGGUAUUCUUUGA
Messenger RNA from Trichophyton benhamiae CBS 112371, 3996 nucleotides. RefSeq lists its product as uncharacterized. Bases 1 to 3996 code for a protein of 1331 amino acids. Gene Ontology annotation, cellular component: membrane. The record is from RefSeq and is a predicted model, not a curated record. The transcript is spliced from 6 exons. NCBI's taxonomy places the organism in Eukaryota, Fungi, Ascomycota, Eurotiomycetes, Onygenales, Arthrodermataceae.